This is a messenger RNA of Felis catus (domestic cat), 832 nucleotides long. RefSeq names its product angiogenin (gene ANG). NCBI's taxonomy places the organism in Eukaryota, Metazoa, Chordata, Mammalia, Carnivora, Felidae. The transcript is spliced from 4 exons. Gene Ontology annotation, molecular function: nucleic acid binding; RNA nuclease activity. The record is from RefSeq and is a predicted model, not a curated record. Gene Ontology annotation, biological process: antimicrobial humoral immune response mediated by antimicrobial peptide; defense response to Gram-positive bacterium; angiogenesis. Bases 228 to 668 code for a protein of 146 amino acids.
GAGAAAAACCUCUCUUCCCGCCGCCCUGCGCGUUUCUGCAGCCUUGCUCCGAGGCCGAGAACAAUCGUGUGGAUCAGGGACACGCCUGUCCCUUCCUUUCCAGAGACUUCAGUAACCCUGAGGCACCAGAGCACACGGUCUGACCUGUUGCUGUAGUUCUUGUCCAGACUCGACUCAACGCUGUCUCAACAGGAGCCUCCUCCAGGAAGGAGCCCCUGUUGGAAGAGAUGGUGAUGGGCCAGGGUCCCCUGUUGUUGAUCUUCAUGCUGGGUCUGGGUCUGACCCCGCCAACCCUGGCUCAGGAUGACUCCAGGUACAAACACUUCCUGACCCAGCACUAUGACGCCAAACCAAAGGGCCGGAAUGACAGAUACUGUGAAAGCAUGAUGGAGAGACGAGGCCUGACCACACCCUGCAAAGACACCAACACCUUUAUUCAUGGCAACAAGGGCAGCAUCAAGGCCAUCUGUGGAAAUAAGAAUGGAAACCCUUACAGAGAAGCUUUAAGACUAAGCAAGUCUCCUUUCCAGAUCACCACCUGCAGGCACGUAGGAGGGUCUCCCCGGCCUCCCUGCCGGUACAGAGCUACACCAGGCUUCAGACACAUUGCUGUUGCCUGUGAAAAUGGCCUGCCUGUCCACUUUGAUGAGUCCUUUUUCCGUCCAUAACCAGCAGGCCACAGCUGGCUCUGCUCCCCUUUCCUUGCAUUUCCCUCCACACCCCAGAACAGUGGUGGCAACAUUCAUUGCCGGGGGCCCGGAGAAUGACCUGCCUGGAUCUCUUGCUUUCCUUUUUACAACAUGCUUAAGAAAUAAAAAUGACUCUGAAAUCA